CUAUAAGAGUUUCUCCGGCUUUUUUUAGACUCAUGUCAGCAGGACACUACGGCGGGAUGCUAGAUGCAGUUUCUCAGCGGAUCUCUCUGCAGAAAACACAGUAACUCAUCAGGUUGAAUCUUCUGUGCUGCCAUCUGAGAGGACAGAGACUACUACAGUAAAGAAAAAAGACGUGGAGCAACUGGGCGACAAAAAUAUUUGCAUGGAUUGUGAACAAUGUGAAAGUGUCACAGUGGUCACAGAAGAGACCCUGAAAACAAAAGACAACGAAAAACAAGAUGAAACUGAAGUCAUCCAGUGUAAGACAGUCUGGACGCCCAGUGUGCUGUCCAGCAUUGGAAAGGACAUUUACUAUUUCGCCGGUCAUGAGAUCAACAUCUGGGAAUCUCUCGAUUCGUUCGGUUCCAUCAUCUGGCCGGCAGCUCUGGCUCUGUGUCGCUACCUCGAGUCUAAUCGAGAGACCGUGGAUCUUCAUGACAAGGCGGUGCUGGAGAUCGGCGCUGGAACUGGUCUUGUGUCCAUUGUGUCCAGUCUAUUGGGUGCAUGGGUGACAGCGACUGACCUGCCCGAGGUCCUCGGGAACUUGAGAAGCAACUUGUCUCGGAACACAAGAGGCCGUUCCAGAUACACGCCACAAGCGGCCGAGCUCUCUUGGGGUUGUAAGCUCGACAAGACCUUUCCUCACUCAGUCUACAAGUACGAUUAUGUCCUGGCAGCCGAUGUGGUUUAUCAUCACGACUUCCUGGCAGAAUUACUGGUCACCAUGAGGCACUUCUGCCAGCCGGGCACGACCCUCAUCUGGGCCAAUAAGGUGCGCUUCCAAUCCGACCUGGUGUUUACGGAGAACUUCAGGAACACAUUCAACACCAGCCUGCUGGAGGAUAAUGGAGAGGUAAAGAUUUAUUCUGCCACUGUGAAAGAAGAACGUGGAGAAGUGAUGGAGGAGGGUGUGAAGAUGGAGAAUGAGACGGGCGCAGAAGAGUCAAAGAAUAUAAAAGAAUUGAAAUGGGAAUCAAACGUUGUGGAAUUACAGCAGCGGAAAUUAUUGACGGAUGCAGCGCUUGUUGAAGAGAUGAAAGAGGUGGAAAGAAAAGCAGAACUUCAGGAUGAAAAUCAAGAGGAUACAGAAGACGAUGAGACGGAGAGACUUGAAGAUGUAAAUAAGGAAACCUUUGAAAUGGAGGAACAACCUGUGGAAAUUGGAGAUGAAGAUGCUGAAAGAAACUCAGAAUCCGAUUCAACAGAGAAUGACAAACAGCAGGACUAUCUGAGACCAUGGGCACCCACUAUUUACUACAUACCGGGGAAAGAAAUUUACCAUUUCUUAGGACAGAAAAUCAUAAUCCAGGAGUCCCUUGAUUAUUUUGGAGCUACAAUCUGGCCAGCGGCACUUGCACUCUGUAACCUCUUAGACACGGCGGAGGGUCAACAACAAAUACAUUUAUGUGACAAAUCUGUUCUUGAGCUUGGAGCUGGAACUGGUCUUCUGUCAGCCGUAGUCACGCUGUUGGGUGCCAAACUCACAGCCACGGAUUUACCCGAGAUUCUGGGUAACCUGACAUGCAACCUCAACCGGAACACCAGAGGCCGUCGGCGACAUGAGCCCCUGGUAGCUGAACUAUUUUGGGGUCACAAGCUAGAAGAGACCUUCCCCAGAUCCACACAUCAUUACGAUUACGUGCUGGCCACUGAUGUGGUGUAUCACCAUGACUACCUGCCCGAGCUACUGCUCACCAUGCGUCACUUCUGCCAGCCGGGAACCACGCUGGUCUGGGCCAAUAAGGUUCGGUACGCCAGAGAUCUGGGCUUCAUAGACGACUUCCAGAAAUGUUUUAACAGCACACUGCUGGCAGAGAGGGAUGAGGUGAGGAUUUACGUGGCCACCAGCAGGGAGACGGAAGAUGCGCGUGAGGAGAAGGCGGCGGACACAGAGGAGAGUCAUAAUGGUGACGUCUGGGAGGAUGUUCAGGAUUAUGACCAUCCUGAUUUAAGAAUGAGAGACUCAGAGAAAAACAGCAAGAACGACGAGGUUGAAAGCUCACAAAGCAGUUUAGAGGAGAAAUGUGAAGAGCUACAAGACUGUAAAGCAUCCCAAGAUGAUAAGGAAGAGUCAGAAGUUGUUUUUGUCUUAUCAUCAGAACCAGACGAGACCCAUCAGAAGUUUUGGGCUCCCACUGUUUACUACAAACCUGGCAAAGAGAUUUACAAUUUUCUGGGUCAUGAAAUCCGAAUCCAAGAAUCCAUUGAUUCUUAUGGUGGCAUGAUAUGGCCGGCAGCUUUGGCCCUCUGCCGAUUCCUGGACACCCCGGCAGGCCGACAGCAGAUCGAUCUACUGGAUAAAUCUACCCUGGAGCUCGGAGCAGGAACGGGUCUCGUCUCAAUAGUCGCUACUCUGUUGGGUUCUAAACUCGCUCAGACAGAUCUUCCAGAGAUUCUGGGUAAUUUGAGGUGUAACUUAAAAAAAAACACCAGGUCCUACCGGAGACACGAGCCGAAGGUUUUCGCGUUAUCUUGGGGACACGAACUGGAGAUGUUUCCGCGCUCGGCUCACCGCUACGACUACGUUUUGGCAGCCGACAUCAUCUAUCACCAUGAUUUCCUACCCGAGCUUCUCGCCACCAUGCGUCACUUCUGUCAAAGAGGAACAACUCUGAUUUGGGCGAACAAGAUCCGCUAUCAGUCUGACUUGGUGUUUAUCGAGAACUUUCAGAAAGCUUUUAACAGUACGUUAUUGACGGAGAUGGACGAGGUACGGAUUUACUAGGCCACCGCCAGAGGAUGUGAUGAACAUGAAGAUAGAUGAGCGAGAGUAGAGCAUCGAGGAUACAGACAAGAGGGGAUUCAAUGAGGAUCAAUGACGUACAGGGACGAGGGUGACGGACCACUGAAAAGGAAAUAUGGGUCAUUCUCAAAAAACAGUGACUUUCUGACUUCAAAAAAUGUAAUUCAGUUUUCAUGCCUAAAAUUUGAUGAUUAGUAUUCACCGGCAUGAUUACAUUGUUACCAAUAAUACAGGGCAACUUGAAACUUGUUCCUUAUUUAUUUUAUUUGACUUAUUAUUUGCAAAGAGUUUUCUGUCAUUGUUGGUGAAACACCAGUGACAAUUUCCCAUGAAAGGCUAAUUUUCCAAAAUGAUGGCUAAGUCACCUCAAAACUAGCAUGAGGAGGCACACUAAAAUCUAUACAUUGUACCAAUAAACAUGUUUUUCAUACCGACACAAACCAAAGCAACACCAAUGACGCUUUUAAAGAACCACACCAAAACCCGACAUUUUAAAUAAAAUGUCUAACUUAUAUUAAGGCAAGGGACACUCACCAUGCGUGUGCUUGAACAGAGUGUCUUCUUUGUUGACCUUUGACCUUGCAAGUACUUGCAUAUUUUUAUUCUUUCAAAAUAAUAGUUUGUGUCACCAAUGACACAAAAUCAAAGGACAGAUUUUUUUUAAUUAUUUGUAUUAAUAAUUAUUUUGGUUUGCAUUUUUAUGCAUUUAUUAGGCCCUAUACUUGUGUUUAAUUGGUUAACUUAAUUUAAAAAAUAAAUGAAAAGGAAAUGUUUGUACGCCAUACAAAAGAGUUAAACAUAGGGAGAGGGACAUGUGUUUUUUAAAAGUACAAAUGAAAUUCAAAUUAAUUUAUUAAAAAAAAAAUGUACAAAACUAUAAAGACUUAAAUAACAAUCAUCAUUAUAAAACGGCGCAGAGUUGCAUGUUAAUGGCUAAAUCAGGUGGAUUUUUUUCAUUUGGAAGCUUUUUACAUGCCUGUAAAGUGUAGAGACCGGUUUGUGACCAUAUUUUGAAAAUGACCCUUAUGAUGGAGGAAGAAAUGAAAAAGGUAGAGACGAGGAAGACAUCAAAAGCAGAAAGAAAAGAGGGAAAAAAUAGACUUGUGAUAGAAAUUGUGUUGGCUAAUGAAGACACCAGAGAACCAAAAGCAGGCCAACAAAGGUACGGUAUAACAUCCCAAUUGAAUCUAAUCUAGCGGGACACAUUCAAAUGAAAAGUUUUUCUUUAGGAACCUGAAAAUUUCUGUCUCCAUCUGUUCUAAGAAAGUGAUGUUGUCACGUUCCUCCAUGAUGUCGUACUGGUGGCUUAUCUUGUAGCAAAAAAUUGCUUUACAAAUGCUCUUCAAACUGCGUACAACACCAAAAAACUGGGAGCGUUAUACAGUUAUACAGACAGAAACAAUUACCAUUACGUAUCAAACAAAUGUCAUGGGAAACCAUAAACCUAAAACAAGUGACGUUUGCUACAGUGUUUUUUUACUUUGCUAUAAAAAAGUAAUUUCUGUUGUUGUCAAUAAAUCUCUCAAAAUGAGAAAAAACAUUUAUCGGUUCCAGAUCAUUUUAUUCAUCAUCUUCGUCAAUGAACAUUAUUCAGGUCAUUUACAGUGAUACCAAAAUAACCAGCUGUGACUUCUGAAAUGAGGAGUAAUGGAUAUAAAACAACAACAUAUUCUCUCAAUGAAAUUAAAAUGACUUUAAAAUGAUAGCAUUGGCUAGUUUUCAGUUUAUACUUUAUAAACACGAGACAUUCAUAAAUAUAUCUAAAGAUAUGUUAGAUACAGAAUGUGGUA
Molecule: messenger RNA, 4572 nt
Organism: Triplophysa rosa
Lineage: Eukaryota; Metazoa; Chordata; Actinopteri; Cypriniformes; Nemacheilidae
Biological process (GO): peptidyl-lysine methylation
Cellular component (GO): cytoplasm; cytosol
Molecular function (GO): protein-lysine N-methyltransferase activity
Source: RefSeq, a predicted model, not a curated record